Messenger RNA from Vespula pensylvanica (western yellowjacket), 6701 nucleotides. It is a transcript of the gene Atg2, whose product is annotated as autophagy-related protein 2 homolog B. The record is from RefSeq and is a predicted model, not a curated record. Lineage: Eukaryota; Metazoa; Arthropoda; Insecta; Hymenoptera; Vespidae. Gene Ontology annotation, biological process: reticulophagy; piecemeal microautophagy of the nucleus; autophagosome assembly. Gene Ontology annotation, molecular function: phosphatidylinositol-3-phosphate binding. The transcript has 19 exons. Gene Ontology annotation, cellular component: phagophore assembly site; extrinsic component of membrane. Bases 378 to 6617 code for a protein of 2079 amino acids.
GGCGGGGGUAUAAUACGGACAUGCCGUAGAGUCAGCUGAUUUCAAUCGAUGGAGAAGUAGUGUUUGGGCUGACAUUCAGACAGUGUGUGCGUGAUAAAUACACAUAUACGUGUUAACUUGUAAGGGGAAAACAUUGGCGAGCUAAAGCGACGUUAAGAAAAACUGAGUUGUCGAUUGUCGCUUCUCGAGUAUUAUGUCGAGAAUUUUUUCGAUAGAUACAACACGUGUCGGGGAAAUGAAAUCUGUUUGGUUAAUUUGUUUGUCCAUGGCCAUGCCAGCUGAAUAAUAAUCGUCACGCAUUGAAACGACGGAGCGGAUUUUAAAAAAAAAUUACACAUGCCUUUCUUAGAGUAGAUCGUUUCGUUGUAGGAAAUAAAAUGUCUUGGUUGGGAUGUUUACCGUGGUCGGAAGGAAUAAAAAAGAGGGCCUGUAGAUAUCUGCUUCAACGAUAUCUCGGUCAGUUUUUGGAAGAAAAAUUGACAUUAGAUCAGCUUACAGUGGAUCUUUACAAUGGAACUGGUCGUGUUACCAAUGUUAGCCUUGAUGUGCAGGCCCUUAACGAAAUGGGUGAACAACAAAAUCUUCCUUUGGAAUUUGUUGAUGGUUUCAUAACGGAAAUGUCCGUUAGUAUACCAUGGUCUGCAUUGCUCAGCGAAGCGAGUUACGUGGAAGUCACCAGUCUCAGAUUAACGGUCCAACCUAGGCAAAGGGCUGAAACAGGAACUUCGAUGUUCGAAUCCAUGUGGAGUUCGAUGACGUCCAGUAUGCAACUUGCACAAGAAUGUUUGCAACAAGAUGCCAACAGCGCUGGAAAUACACAACCUUUAGAAGGAGUAGAAUUGUUUGCACAGACAAUAGAUUCAAUUUUAUGUAGAGUAAAAGUCAGAUUUAUAGACACUGUCAUAAGGUUAGAACAUGUACCAUUAGAUUCUUCGAUGGGUGUAGCGAUGGAAAUGUGUAUAAAGUAUCUUGAAUAUUCCGACGAAGCUGGGUUGGAUCCAAGUCAUACUUCUAUAGAUCCGAAUCAGUCGGGGAAAGGCUAUGUCGUUUCAGCCUUCACGACAAAACGGUUUUAUUUGGAAGGAGUAACCCUCCAUACGGAUGAAUUUCCAUCUCGAGCGAGAACAUUUUCAAGGAGUAUUAUGACUAUGAGCAGGGGGUCUACGCCAGAUUCAAAAAAUUCGGAUGGCCAAUUUUCUUCCGCACAAAUAUCGCCCACUCAAAGUAUGCAAAAUUAUCCUGAUAAAAAUAUAAUUAAUAAUUUAAGCGAAUCACACCCUAUAUUAUUUGCCAAAUUCGCGGGACGACAAGAGUUCAGAUUAAAAAUAAAACAAGGCGAAGGUGUUUUGGGACCAAAGGUAGAAUUAGAAGUUACAUUGGGAUCUUUUACUUCAUUCCUGAGUCCUCGACAAGUACACGUUCUUUUUGAACUAGCACAUGGCCUUGCGUCGCCGGACUUGGAAGACGUAAGUAACGUUGCACCGAGGACUUGUACGGAGAAACCAAUGGCUGGUAGCGAUUUCAAUAGAGUCGAGAGAGAACUUAUUCAUCAAAUACAUCCUAUACAAGGCAUAAGGUCAACGGAUCUGAGGCAUACGCAAGGAUGGUCAACAGCGUCCUUGGAAGACUCGGAUAACGAAGAAGAAUUUUUGCCAAUGCGUUUACCAGGGUCUUCGUCCAUGAAUGAUUCUAUUAUAAGCAAUAAUCUAAGCAUGGAAGACAGUAUAUUAGCCAGUAGUAUCAGUUCGAAAAGUUCAACGACAAAUUUGCCAAAGCACAGUAAACACAGGCACAGUCUGGAUUCCGAUUCAUCUGCAGAAACGUCGCAGUUUCAUAUCCGAGUAUCGUCGAUCGCUGUAGUUUUAUUACACGAAGAUAUAUUAACAACGAACGUGGAAGGCCUCGGUUUGACUACCAGCAGUAUAAAGCAAAUGAAAAAUUCAGCAGAGGAAUUCUUUAAAAACUUGGGAAUUUUUGCAGCCGGUGGUUAUGGAAAUAAAGAUUUUGAUAAAGCAUCAAAAUUACUUUUAGAUGCUUGCCGUCUUAGCCAUAUUAGGUUACUCGCAGCACCAUUAAUUAUAGAGGGAAGCGAAAGAACGACUACACAAUUUUCUGUAAUAUCGGGCAGUUUAACGCUGGCCAGUUUAGAAAUUGUAGAAUGUUUAGUUAAUUCAAGUACUUGCAAUUCAAACGGAGCAUCAAAUACGGAAUUUGUUGAAUUAUUGGGAUUUCAGAAGGAAGCCGCAAACAAUUAUGGUUUUUCCGAUAAAACGGAUUUUAGAAUGAGAUUUCAGUAUACGGAGAAAGCCGUUCGACAUGCUCAGUUGAUCAAAUUUGCACAUCCACGCACAGAGAUCGAUAUCCAACUGGAGCCAUGUAAGACUGAGAUAGACAUCACAAUUGUGGAUAGAAUAUCUGCCUUAUUAAAUCCACAACCGAUAUGUACCUGUAAUCAGACAACUAAUAUGAGAGAUACCAAUCAACAAACGCUGUUCUAUCAAGCGGUAGAGAGUCCAGCAUUACCAGAUUCCAGAAUAGAUACAAGAGUAUCUUCGUCGUCUUGUACAAUAAAAUUAAGAUUUCCUAUACCAGACUUGAGACCUCUGCAUGAUAUGAAUAGAGCACCAUGGUGGAAGAGAUCUGUAAGACCAGAUUACAUGAUACUCAAACUUACAGAUGCACAAAUCCAUUCUACCAUGGAAAGUCGUGCUCACUGUUCAGCUAGGCAUGAGCUUCAGUUUCGGCAUAUGUUACUAUCGUAUUUAGAAACUGAUACCGAUGUACCCAUAGAAAUUGGCAAAGCAACGGCCGAUGAGAAAAACGAUGGAUCGUAUCAACAGAUAAACGAAGGCUUUGGCUGGGCUAGGGUAGUAAUCACGAUAUAUCCGAUUCAUUCGGGUGGACAACUGGAAGAUAGUUCCGAAGGAGAACCGGAUUCAAGCUUGGACGAUACUUUGGAAAAUGCACCCAGGUAUCAGCCAUCGCCAUUUAGUUCCAAAAAGGUGAUACAUGAAUCCGAUACGCCUCACUCUAAACCUCAUGGCCAAGGAGAUAAGGAUGAUUCGGAACAAAAAGAAGGAGAAGAAUUGAUAAUUCCUGGCAGUAGACAAGAAAUGUUAGAAUUUAUAGAAGAAGGGACCCGUGGUUCUAGAGUUCAAGUGGAAAUCAGUUUGCCUUCCGUUUCUGUCCAAAUACCGUCGAAACAUCUUUACGAGUUAUUGUAUAAUAGAUUCAACACCGACAUUUUUUUGUGGGAACCUUCUGCGCCACGUCCGAAAUAUACCUCUCACAUGGAAAGUCACAUUGGUCUCGAUCUAGCAUCAACGUUAUUGCAAGAAUCGGCCUAUCCUCGAUUCAGCAUGUGUAAAAGUGGUAUACAAUAUGACUCUGAUUCCGAUUCAGACGAGGAAGGUAUAUUCCAUUCUACAGCAGAUAGAAGUUACAAACAACAGCCAAACAAGACUUCUAAGAACGGUCAAAGUAAACUUGCGUUGACUCUGAAUAUUAAUCAAGGUCUUUUGACCAUGUACACUCCUGUACGCGAUUCCAUGCGCAACGUUAUUCCCGGCCAACAAGGUGAACUAAUACUUCGCUUAGAGGAUGCUACGAUAUUUUCUGUUACUGCUUAUAAAGGAAAUAUAAAUAUGGGUUACAUUUGUGCUAUGAUAAAAAACGCAUCCUUAAAUCAUUGCGGCUUGACGACGAUUCCUUCGCAAACUCCACCAUUGAGAUCUAUAAAUAGCGUUAUACCGAGGCAUUGUCAAAGAGCGAUAUAUAGAUGUGAGCCAGGUGCAAAUAUAACAACGAACUCUUGCAAUAAGGACAUGGUAACGGUGGCUGUUCGUAUACAAGCUGCGCAUCAAACUCAUCGCAUAAAGACUUUCAGAGUAGCGGUCGGUAUAAGGAAUGCUACCUUGAGGCAUAGAAUGUGUUCAACCGCAACAUCAUGGUUCACACAGUUUACCGAUUGCUUGGACGUUGCGGAUCAUCCCGUUGCUGGAUAUUCCCCGCCGGGAAUUCUUACGGAGUUACACUUACAUCUUUGGGAUUGCACAGUAGAUUACAGGCCGUUACACUUGCCAUUAAGAUCGGUGGUGACUCUUGGUAAUUUUAGCGUGUCGAGUAAUAUAGCAGCACAGACGAGCACUUCGACAUUGCGAUUUAUAGCAGAGGAUAUUGGACUUUUUAUAUCCAAUAAAUUAGGAAAGAAUGUAGAUUUAAGAAGAGAUUACGUGUGCGUGAUGGAUCUAGGUCUUUUUGAAUUAUCAUUAAGAUUGAACGACAAAAUGUGUGGAGGAGCACCAAGAGUGGAUUUGAGAGCAAGCAACAAUGUAUUACACGUGCGCACAUGUUCAGAUUCUGGUCGUGCAUUGACUCAAUUACUUACAUAUUUUGCCAGUGAUGGUGAUUUAACAUCAAACACAGGGAGUACAGAAAAUAUAGCUGUACCCAGUUCAGGGGACGAGGAGAGUUUACUCGGCGAUGAGAGUAUCAAUACUUUGAGUAAAAGUCAAGUCGAAAGGGUGAACAGUUUGAUGGAAGAAGCAAUGGAGGAAACGGUCAAAGAUACAACGAUAAAUACAGAUGAAAAAUCGCCGGUGAAGGAAAGUCAAGUCGAAGUAUUUUUCUUUCCCGAUGAAUCACGUCCUGGGUCUCAAAUUAUUCCUGAAAUAUGUUCAAAUUCGAAAGAUUGCGUCAAAACGAUAUGCGAAAGUGAAACAGAAGAUGCGGAUGAAGAUUUUUGUAUUUUAGGUGAAGAAGCAGGUGCUGGGAUUAUGCCGAGACACGGAAUACCCGAAGUUCGUUGGCUUUCCGAAGAGUCAUUAAGGAUUGUAGAUAAUCAUUUUUCUGUUCCCCUUGGUAAAACUGAUUUGUUGAAAGCUCCUAGACAUUAUCCUGCUGCCGUCUUAAGAUAUACGCUUUGCGAAAUGACGUUGAUUUGGCAUAUGUACGGAGGAAAAGAUUUUGAAAACUCCGAGGCGAUAGCAAAGAAACAUGUCACUAUUAACGAUAAUACUUCACGUAUGCAAGGAAGAAGUCGUUCUGCUGCCGGUGUAGGUUUCACUACGAUCAGUCCAAACGAAGUUCGUUUUGGUAGCGUACCGAAUUCACCACGCAUAAGGGCUAAAGAAACAUUGAUGGAUUGGCAAACAUCCGGUGGCCCGAAUCGUCAGCACGACGUAUUAAUGGAAUUGCAAUUGAAUAAAGUUCGCUUUCAACAUGAGGUUUAUCCUGAAAACACAACGGAAGCGUCUAGACAAAUUUUACUGGUCAAUGAGAUCGAAAUUAGGGACAGAUUGGCCUCUUCUCACAUCAACAAAUUCUUGUAUCAAUAUAGUAGCGAAGCAAAACCUAGGCAAUCCCACGCAAAUAUGUUUUCCAUGAAAGCGGUUCACAUAAGACCGGAUCCGAGACUGUCGGCUCAAGAAUGUUGUCUGAAGCUCAGCGUACUGCCACUACGCCUAAAUAUUGACCAGGAUAGUCUAUUAUUUCUGAUUGAAUUUUUUAACGAGCUCGGAGGCGGCUCGAAGCAAAAUUCUGAUAAUUCAGCCGCUUGCAAUAACUCUCAAUCUUCUCCGGUAUCCAAACAAGGAACACCUACUCACCACCCACCUGUCAUGAGCAUAAAUGAUUCAACUACGAUGCCUAAUGUUCAAAUUUCAACGAAUAUACCGCAGAGUAAUACGAUAGAUCAAAAUUUGUUAAUACUUUUGGAGGAUGAAUUGACGAUCAAAGAAAACAAAACUAAGCCAAAGACGACUCACGAAGUUCGUGAAGAUUGUCAACCGAUAUAUUUUAGGAGCGUGAUAUUUGCACCCGAGGUUCUGGUUAGACUAGAUUACCACGGGAAACGCGUAGAUCUCACUCAUGGGCCCUUGGCCGGGCUUCUGAUGGGUUUGGCGCAAUUGAACUGCUCCGAACUAAGACUGAAAAGAUUGACGCAUCGACACGGACUCUUGGGUUUCGACAAACUCGUAACGUUUCUAUUGUCAGAAUGGUUGCAAGAUAUAAAGAAGAAUCAAUUACCCAGUUUGCUUGGAGGAGUCGGUCCUAUGCACUCGUUGGUACAGCUGUUUCAAGGAAUUCGUGAUCUGUUCUGGUUACCAAUAGAGCAGUAUCAAAAAGAUGGAAGGAUAGUUCGUGGCUUGCAAAGAGGUGCGAAUAGUUUCACCACAUCCACGGCUAUGGCAGCAUUGGAGCUAACGUCUAGACUUGUAUAUGCCAUACAGAGUACGGCCGAAACGGCAUACGACAUGGUCAGUCCAGGACCUAGCGUACGUCGAAAGUCAAGAGGACAAAAGGGCCGUAGAAAAAGGUAUAGUCAACCACAGGAUAUUCGUGAAGGAAUGGCAAAUGCUUAUAUGCUCGUUAAAGAGGGACUCGGUGAGACGGCUAAUCAAUUGGUACGAGUUGCAAGCGAGGAACACGAACAGAAAGGUGUGUCAGGAGCGGUGGGCGGUGUACUUAGACAGAUACCGCCAACGGUAGUGAAACCCAUUAUUCUUGCCACCGAGGCAACGAGCAACGUUUUAGGAGGAAUGCGUUCCCAAUUGGUACCCGAUGCAAGAAGGGAAGCGGCUCAAAAGUGGCGGCAAGAUACUCAUGAUAUAAAUUAGAAUUUUUUCGAGAGAAUUGCAAAAAGGAUCUUGUUACAUUAUUAAAUCUCGCUCAAAAAAAAAAAAAAAAAAUAAUAAUAAUAA